CAUUGUAUCGACCGUUUACUGUGCGCGCUCUAGUUUCUCUUACCGUAACCGCUGUCUGUGUUUGUGUGCGUGUUUCUAUAGCUAGACCAGAAGCAGAAAUUCUGUGUCUCCGCGUGCGUGCGUGUACAUGCGCUUUAGUGUGUGAAGCUGCGUACCACCACCUUUGCCUACGCGACUAGGUGCCGACGACGAUUUGCUUUAGAUAAACUCCGGAACGUAUAAAUAUAAAAAAGCGAGCCUUUUUGUGUCCCUUGUCGGUUGCAUAGUGUAAGCUCACUAGCAGCAGCUAAAAAGGCUCUAACUCUUUGACGGAAAGGAAGAUAGUCGGAAAGGAGAUAGCGGUGUGACCUCUCUCUAGGCGCAGAGCAAACAUUUUGGUGUGGUGCAAAUUGAAAUUAACGGCUUCGGAAAAGUUGCGACAAAACUACAACGACGACGACGAGCUCAGAGAACACGUAGAAAAAUAUAAAAUACGCACACACACGACUGCAAAUCCUCGAGAGCAAACAGGAAGCAAAACACGGCACUAAAACGCUCUAAGGACGAACGCUCUCGACGACGACGGCCGUUUGUUGUGUUUUUGCUUUGCAGGUGAAUGAAUAUUGUUGUUUGUUGUUUGUAUCCACCCUCCAGAGAGCAGCCAGAAAGCAAGUCUAGCAAGACAAAGGUGGUGUGACAAGGUGAAACCUUCCAGGAAGUGUACCGGAAAGCACGAGAUUGUCCUGCGGAAGUUCCAGAUUCGAGCCAUAAAUCAGGGCCAACUGCUGUUGUUGGUUGGUUGGUUAAGGAGAAAGAGAGAGAGAAAGCACGAAAUAGUAAGGGAAGCCGUUGGAAUGAAUCAAAUUCGUCUGCUGUAAAAAUAAAAGCAGUUGUUAAGCAGUCGUGUCCCGGUGACUUGUACAACAAGAAGAGGGAAACGUUCUUCAGCAGUCCAUUUGUGGCAAAGCAAAGCCCGCCAAAAGAAGGAGUGUGCAUGUGCUGCAUUAAAACCACUGAGCACACUUAAGCUAGCCGGAGCAGCAAAAAGCCUUUCCACUACUUCCUUCGAGUAAGCUUUUAGCUCCUACAAAUAAUUAUAGAAAGCGGGAUUUAGCGACCCACACACACACACACAUCCAUCUAAAUCAAGCGCACGCACGCACGAAUCCACAAACACAUCGAGAGAACAAGGAUAAAGUGCGCCACAACCUUUCCGUCUCUUAGCUCUCGAACCCGGUUCGUUUCUGGUUGUGGGUUCGCCCAACGGCAUCCACCACCACCCCCUCCUCCCACCCCGGGCAUCAGGCUUCUUCAGCGUGCAAGGUAAAAUCCCCCCGGCCUCACGACGGAUCCGUACCCGGCAGCACUGCACAAAAUGUCCAUACCGACCCCGGCUGGACAGCUUGACGGGGCGGCCCUGGCGGCCCCCAAGUACGGGACGCUCAUACCGAACCGGGUGUUUGUCGGUGGAAUCAGUGGCGAUACGACGGAAGCCGAGCUAUGCCGUCUAUUUUCAUCGUACGGUAACGUCAAGUCGACCAAAAUCAUCGUGGACCGGGCCGGCGUCAGCAAAGGGUACGGUUUCGUGACGUUCGAGACGGAGCACGAGGCACAGAAGCUACAGAACGAUUGUGAUUGCAUUGUGCUGCGGGACCGCAAGCUAAACAUUGCGCCGGCCAUCAAGAAGCAGACCCUGUGCGCCACGAACGGUGCCGUGUACUAUGCUGCCACCCCGCCAACGCCAGCCAUCAACAAUAUACCGAUCGAGCAGUUCGCCACAGUCUACCCGCCCGGUGUGCCAACCAUGUAUCCUCCCACGUUGCCGUAUCAGCCGUUCUACCAGUACUACAGUGUGCCAAUGAACGUUCCCACCAUCUGGCCUCAAAACUAUCAAGGAAUCUACCCGUGCUAAGCGAUAGCUGCGGCGUGCGCGUACGUGGACGACAAUGAAGCAUAUAUAGAGUAAAGAAAUGAUAUAAGACUAUAAAGCGCGAACAGUUGACGGGUGAGAUCAAGUCUCAUCAUGCAACGGAAUACCGGUGCCGAAGUAGGAAGCGGACAGGCAGCGCAGCAGCAGCAAAAGCAGCAGCAGCAGUAGCAGCAACAACAACAGCAACGACAACAGCAGCAACAGCAGAUCGCGAACAAAACAAAUCUUAUUUAUUAUCAGUCAGUCACAUUUAUACCGACUGCGUGGAGGUUGUAGCGCAAAUCAGAAUCAGAAGAAAAUUACAAUCGAUGUAUAAACAGUAUAACUAGAAUCGGCAUACGGUUAAUGGAACCAUAGGAUAGGAGAGCGUGCUAAGGAGCCGCAUACGAUAAGCACGAACAGUGGAACUAUGGGCGGAACGCUAAAGUACUCCGCAACAAAACAACGUGUGGUCAAUCGAACGGUGAAGCAAUAACGUUACAAACGCGUCGACAAAAAUCGGUGAGCUUAUGAGUUUGUUCUUCUGUACUUAUAGCGCAGUGCGCAUGUAGGAUGGAACCGUUUGUUGUUUUGUUCCGUUUUUUUUUUGUGGUAGCAGGAUACGGGCAGAUACACUUCUGGCCCCCUGCCGCAGAGUAUUAUGUCGUACGAAACAAGAACGCAGCGUACUAUCAAAACCCGAAUGCGUAAUAAGCAAGGUGGCGUUAAAAGCUAGUCUUUCUACCAUGACGCGCGCUGUGUCAUGCAGCGGAUACUUAGCGAGUUGCAUUCAGCAGUGUAAGGAGCGUCAAUUUAAGCGUGCGAUCUGUCGCUGGGAGGUACGUGUGUCAUAGGGUAUCUCAUGUACGAAAACAUCGCAUGCUAUAAUCCCCAUCCGGAAGGGAAAACACAAGUCAACAAAGCUGUCUUUGCCAAACACACACACACACUCGCACACGUUAAUGGUCCCAACAGCCGUCGCCAAUGUCGCCGACGUUGAUGGUGUGAAUGCGGAUGAUGAUGAUGUGUGGAAAAGUUUCGAUAUCAAUUCUCCUGUACAUGGCGAACGCUGCACGUUCUUCGUCCCCCGGGUGCAAGCGAAAGAUACUGUGACACCGAAAUGACUCGUCGAUGGAGUUGUGACUAAGGAUCGAGGGAAGGGGCCGUCGAUGCGCUGUCUCAUUAUACGUUAAUAUCGUCAGGCACGUAAGACACACAUGCACGAAAGCAAUGGUUUAGAGAAGAAAAAGGAUCAGGCUGUGAAGAGAAAGGAGAGAUUUCUACCGGUUAGGAUAAUAGCAGGGCCUCGUGACCGUGAGUAAGCGAAAUGCAAAGGAUGUUGAACAUCCCGCUCCUGCUCGCGCUCUAUCGUUAGCUUCCCCCAAGAGUGUGAAUACAAAAAAAGCAACGGUAUUCGAGAAAAGAAAAACAAUAUGAUCCAACUAGAAGCUAUAGGAACAAGCAAAAAAAGGGGCAAGGCUUUGCGCUUCCAUUUACAUCAAAAACUCAUCGCGGCACAACUCCACCGAUGGGGCGGGGGAGGGAAUGUAGCGUAGCAGCAGCGCACAGACACAUAUUCCAUCACGAUUCACUGCGCUCACAUCACACCGAAUCGAAGUAAUUCAAACCGUCAGGGCAAAAAGUAACAUUCAGACACGUCAACAAAGGAGAGCAGGAAAAAAGGCAAACCAGGAGCGGCGAACAGCAUUAACAUAGAAACACACAUUUUCCUCGGCGCACAAAAGAAGGCAUCGGGUAAUAGGUAAGCAAAGGAUAAUAUGCCUCUCUAGUCAUCUAAAGAGCGCAAAAGGAAGUGAAGGUAACUCGGCGGUGUACGUUGCUUUCUGCGUUGGGUACGGCGGAAAAGUUGUAUCCACACCAACCGGAUAUAUAUACAUUCAGGCAGGGCCAAACAGAGAGGAACGGUAGGGUGUGAUGCGCAAGUAAAACAAAAGCGAAACGAACUCGCUGUCUCGCGCUCUCUCUCUCCCUUGACACGACGGAAGCUGUACAGGUUGAAGCGCUCACCGAAAUAUAUACGCAAGCAAGCGGCAGAAAGAUAGCAAUCCCCUUUGCAUUUUCCGGCUUGUAGCUGCAAGUCGCGAGGGAAUUUGCCCGCACCGAAGAAGAAAGGGACCUCCUAUGCAUUUGUGUGAACGUUUUUUCUGGAUGUUCUGACUGUUGGGUGCAUCGUGGUAAGCUCAGAAGUAAAAUACUACCCGCAGGUCUAUCUACUUUUGGAGCGUACCUCCCACGUGGUACAUCGCUGUUCAUCUUUGGGUGUGUUGCGUGUUUGCGCUCCUUCUUUUCGUGGUGUUGUGGAGAUUGUUCGAUGCCAAAAAUCAAAACAAAACAAAAACUUCUCCGGAAAUAUCUUUGGCUCUAAGGCUUUGCGUACAGCAGGGAAAUUGAACGAACUUUAGUUGCUGCGCAAAAGUGAAUAUAGAAACUUUAUGUGUUGCGCGGCCCGCGCUUACUGUUGGUAGACUUGGGUGCUUUUGCAGCAGGACGAGCGUAAGAUGUGAGAAUAUACUGAGCAAGAUUCUACGCACAGGAGUGUUGUUUGAUUGACGGAUCCUAACACCUAAGGCGAUAAUAAGAUUUACAUGAGUGAGAGUAGAAACUGCAUCAUUGCAAUAUUUGCUUUAGCUCGUACCCGGUUUUACGUGCGCCGCGCCCCCAUGUGGUCCGAAUGUGAUAUUCCGAUAACCGAGCAGAGGAAGAAGCACGCGCGAUAAUAUACAUAUACUACGAGGUGGUGGUUCUCCAUUCACCAUUGGUGGGUGUGUGAGCGUGUGUGUACGCUAGGUACGCAGCAGCCCCAGUUACUUAUAUUGUGCACCGUUGAUGUCUUACCUUGUGCCAGCGACGUGGUCAAAGAUGAUGUCUUUUUAAGCCGGUUAGCGCAAUGGCAAAGUAAUAUUAGCAGGAAGAUGGGAGGAAAAAGCCCAAAUGUAUCAGCUUUUAUCCGUUUUGCAUUACCUUCUUCUUGAUGUGUGUGUGUGCGUAAAAGGCGCGUUAGCACAAUUUAAUAUCAAAACUACAGAAAGAUGAUUUUACCGUAACCUAUCACAAAUAGCAAUAGUCGCAGAACGACAAACUUUCACACAAAACUAAUGUGCGCUGUACCGCGCCCUUUUUGUAGUAAAGAGAAACCUCCAAUAACUCAAUAACCUACCUAGCGUGUGUAACUCAAACCCCAUUAUUAGUAUUGCAUUCAAUAAGCAGAAGAAAAAAACACAAAGAAGACCGAUAUGUUGUGAGCCUAAAGCGCAUAUUGUUACGUUUGGUGCUAGCAUUUUGGACGCUAUUUUGCAUGAAAAAGAAAAACACAGCCACGCAAAAUGAGCUUCCGGCGUCACAUGCCGCGCGCAUCGGAAAGUGAUUGGCGAAAGCGAUCAUCCAUCAAGCCGAACGGAUCCAUAAAGCUCCCUUUCCAUGGAGAUGCCUAUUAGGCUGUCUGGUACGUCCUUGUUCCGCCGAGCUGCCUCUCUCUGUGUGUGUGUGUGUUACGGGCUGGGCAACUUUUUUGUGUGAGGUUUCUUUUUAAAGCUGUUUCCCGUGUGUGAGCAGGGCGGGGAAAACCCGGUCAAUGAUUGAUGAGACUUAUUACAUCGAAUUCGGAAACUGUCGGCGCUUGAUUUGAUAUGUGUAGCGCAUAUGUACGCCCGUAUACGUGGCACCAGGUGUCCGGAAUAUUAGCAAUUAAAUAGUGACACAAUUCUAACGGGGCACAGUUACUUAAAGCGCGGAAGCUGGUGGUGCCUAACGACGCCUUGCCGUAGAUGGUUUACAGUUUCAAUUCAGUAGGAUCUCUUAGACACCACCGGCCAACGGUGUACUAUAGCAGAAGAAGGCGUUUAGGAUGCUAAUUCCCUUUUCCCAUUCGUUAGCCCGCGCAUCUUGCCUGACGUGUACUUUCAUGCCACCUCAGUUCGAUGAGUCGAGAUUGCCCCGAAAGUCCCCAAUAGUGUUUAGCUGAACUGUACUUGUUUGCUGCUGUGUGGUGGUGGUAACGUUACAUUCGUUCCACCCGCGCAGCAUCCUUCCUCAUCUCCCGUAGCAGCAGCAGUCGUCUUUCGUUCAGUUUCUGCUAGCCAUCCCGCUGUGAGGGGGUAUGGUAUGAGUUGAAGCUUUUUUUGAUGUCGAAUUGCCGUAGUGAUUCUGCCCGAUUUUGACGCCAAAUCUAGUGGGUGGGGAGUUAAGCGAGGGAUUAACCUGUUGCCAGAGCUUAGAUGCAGCUGUGGUAAUGUGUGCGUGUGUGCAGCAACCGGUGGCGCAAUAUUUCUGCCGUCUGGACUCGGCGGACCUACUUAAGUAAGACAAAUAACACUCUCAAGCAAAGCAAUUGUAGCGAAUUAUAGCGGUAAGGUGCGCGUAGCAAAUGGGUCUGGAAGACUACCGGGCUACCUCGGGUGAGCGAAGAUGCGGUAAAAAGGGUGAGGUGAGGGGUCACGCCUCACACCAAAUAGUGCUUGUGUGUUUAAUGAUUCUCUGCUGCCAUGCCACACGCUGAUAAUCAGGUUUCAUCAGUUUAAAAUCACUUUAGUUUAGUUUAGUCACUUUGUUAUCGAUGGUUGCGAUCGAACCUCCCCUCCCGACGACCCCCCCCUUCGUUGAAUAAUCAUUAUAGCGCGGUGCAUUGUAGCACCAUUUGUUAACUCGUUUGUCCCAAAGACAAUGUUGAAAAUCGAUGCGAAUUAAGGUCGCGUUAAUGCGAACGUUAUAUUUGCGCCAAAUGAUAAAUCGUUAUCUCCUGUUGCUAAGUGUUUUCUGUUUUAGUUGUUGUGGCGGUGAAUAUUUUGUUGUUUUUCUGUUUUUUUCUGUUUUUCUUCCUCGUCUUUGCUUUGAUUUCACCCAUCAGAGUGUGUGAAUGACACCGAACCGCCGUGGUGUACAUCAUGUGGUUUGGUAGUUCGAAAGGUAUGCAAAGCACACUCGCACAAGCAAUUGUUGAGCAUUUUUUCUAGUUUCCACGCUAACGAAACAUUGCUAGUUUUUGUGUGGGUUGUGGGGUAAAAGUGUGGUAAUUGAUCAGUUGGGAAAGCAAAGCAUCAGCACAAGAUGGAAGCAAUGUUCGGCUCACAACAACUAAAUUGCGAUAAUGAGACUGCGUCAAACGUGGUAAAAAAGUAGCACGAAAGACACAAUGCGCAGUUGGUAAAUGUUAGGUAAAAGCAACAAACAACAAAAAAGAGAAGAAAAUAAGCGAAACAGGUGGCAAAGUUAUGCGGCGAACGCAGAUAACUCUUUAAUUAUUUUAAGAGCAAAACCUAAACGGGGAAUAAAUCUACUGAAAAGAGGAUAGAGUGCAUAGAGGGAAUGAAGCAACUGAAAAAGCAAACAUAACCUAACAAUCUAGUAAAUAGAAACAUACUGUAGCGAACAGAUAUAACAACACAAUCUAAACUCUUAGCGGUAGGACACACGAAGAAAGUGCAACACGUUAGAGCAAACUUUCAGCGAGAGAAGCAGAAAAAACGGAUACGAGACAAAUAAAAAUACAAAUAGAAAUGCAAUAUAAGCAGCAGUAAAGCAAAUUUAAUUACAUCCUUAACAAUCUCGUUGAUUGGCGAAGGUGAAAAGGAAAAGUUCUUUCACAAUUACUAGAGACAGAAAGAACAUAGUGCUCUAACCAAAUGGCGUCUAAACAUCAAUAGUAGAAACAAAAAAUGGCAAAAAGAUUGCGAGAAAAUGGAUGAAACAAAUAUUAAAGCGUACCGAUAGCACACUACAUCACAUCGAAAAAGAAUAAAAAUAAAGUAGCCAACAAAAAAACCGUAGCAAAACCAAAACAAAGCACCUUAAUAGAAGAGCAUGAUGCAAAUGAUGCAAACAGAUUGCAAAAAAAAAACGCGUAACGUCAACGCCAUCAUGCAAGCAGCAGAUGGAGCCAUUCCCCGCCUGAUGCAAGCACAUACCCCAUAGUGUGUUUGACACCAUGUGAUUGAGCUGGAUGUGAUCACAACUACACGGACACGGAACAAAAUCGAUUGAAACAGCUAACGUACACUAAAUGAAACUAAUUAACCAUGAAACCACCUCCAUCAAUCGCACACAGUACAGAUCACGUCAAAAUUUCACACUCACACACAGUACAGUACAUAAAAAUGCCACACAAAAGGCGUGUGCGGUGGUGCACAGUUGAGAAAAUGUAUAUCAAAGGUUUCAAAACAUGCAAAAGUGCGCGAAAUGUUUUGAUAUGAAAUUUAUUGUUAUUGUUGACACAGAGCAAAGGUGUGUUGUGUGUGUAUGUGUGGGUGUGUAUGUGUGUUGAUGUGGUAGAGAAAGGGUUAGAGAAAUGCUAGAUAAACCUGAAGAAUUCGGAAGAAUAAAAGCCCAACCUAGAUUCCGAUGGGAAAGAUGAUCUCCAACACAUCACAUAAAGCAUAAGGACAGGAAAAGCAAAGAUCUUGACUGCAGGAAAGGAUGGUCGGUUAUAAUUAAUUGUUGAACUAAGAUCGCUCAAUAUUUCCACAAACACACACGCGCGCGCGCACAGGCACACACUCACACGGACACUCUUGGAGGUUGUUGAUUAGUGCAUUGUUAGGAAGAAGCGGUUCGUGUGUUAUUAUUUCUUUUUUUAAAAAGGUGAAAUGAAACGUACUCAAACACACAUGAAUUGCUAAAAAGGAUCUCGCCGCAAUUCGAGCGAUUCGCGAUAAUAGGGGUUGGUAAACAGAGUAAUGAAGAAAAUGGGCGCGCUCAGCAAGAGAGAGAGAAAACAAACAACUACAACAACAACGCAAACAAUGCAAAACGAUUGGAAAAUCCAAAAGUAAUAUUUGUGAUAUAUUUGCCAAAACCAAAUGCAAAACAAAACUGAUAAAAGAACGCAGCACAGCAAAAGAAGUAAUAAUUGUCUAGUGAACGUGCUCCUCCUAUACCCGGCAAACGAAAACCCCGCCCGGGUGGUAUUUUUGUCAACUAGGUUAGGUUUGUUGAAGAGAAGGCCCCUUUUUUGCUGUGUGCGGUGCAACAUUUUGUGGAUACUCUUUUCUUUGUUCCGUUUUUUUGUUGUUUUUUUUUGUAUAACAAAAUACGAUGGGAAAUGAAAUUCUUUUCCCACUACGAUUCAUGCUCUCUUUGUCUAGUACAUAUUGGCAAAUCAGAUGGCUUCCAUUAGAGACACACGGUGAUCGUUUGUAACUGAAGUGUUAGGGACAUCCUUUUUUUCGUCAAAUAUGAUCAUCAAAGUUCAAGGAUCAUCAAAACCUCUGAUCAAACUCUCUCUCAUUCAUUCGUCAUUUUCAUGCACGCUUUAGUGGCAAACGAGUUUAGGCAAUUGCUGCCUUACCUAGAACCGACGGAACUUGGAGAGAACUAUCGGUAGAAGUAUUUGUGCUUUGUUUGCAGCUUAUUCAUGGCUAUGGGAAACUGUUCGCAAUUGAACAUGAUAUAGCAUACAGUUUGUGUACUUUAAUUGCACCUUAACAUUACAUAUGUUGGCCAUCAUCAUGUAUCAUCUUUUUGCGCGCUUAGCAGUAAAUUGCUUAGUUCCUAAUUUGUUGCUUAUUUGCUUAUUGUCAUGCAUUCAUAAAGUCAGCGAUUCGACGGGUUCGUUUGGUUAAGCAAAUUGCAAUCGUUACCAUGAUUAAAACGUCUCUGCUUACUUACUGUUUGAUGCGAACGCUUCUUCUCUCUUGCCAAUCGUAUCACCACGAACACACAUCGGACGAACUGUUGUUGCUUCAUCUCAUUUCACCAAUGAUCAGUGACGAUAGAGGGAGUAGAAGAAGACAAACAGAGAACGAAAAAAGAAGGAAACCCCAUACAUAAACGUGUAAAAUCAUCCAUGUUAUAGUAGAUCAUCCAUCAGCUACAAUGCAUGGUCGUUGUUUGUGAGCCGAUUCUAGCCGGUAGACGAAAAGAUAUAACUCUUAAUUGCCCCUAAAUCUAAUCUAGUGGAUCGCUGAUGGUGGCGGUUGGCGGAACGAAAAAGGACAUUUUAAAACGAAUAUAUAUAAUGUGCUCUAGUACGAAAACCUAAACAUGUAAGAAAAACCUAAGUAAACAAAUAAACAAAAGAAGAAGAAACUACACACAUACACAUUAAUAAUAUUAUCUCUAUUGAGAUAUAAAAGCAUACAUUAUUUAUUUAAAAACAAAACGGCUAGCGGUGGUAGAUCAACGGCGCGGACAAAAGGAAGGAAGAGAUAAAGAAUAGCAGAGCGAACAAAAGAAGAAGAAAAAAAAAACAUGACGAGAAAACAAGAAAAAAGAGACAAUGUGCACGCGCAGAGAUGACAUAAUAUUGAAAUGGAAAAUCUAGCCAGACGAGAACGUGAAAAGAAUGAACUAAAGUCUAAUUUAUUUAUAUAUAAUAUACUAUAUACAGAUAAACGUAAGCAAUAAAAAAAACAAAAGUAGAGAAACUGAUAAGUCAACCCGACAAUGGCAAAGUAAAACUGAAAACGAAAUUUAAACCAUAAAUUAGUCGAAACGGUGUGAAGCAUGGCAAGCGUUAAAACAGAACAGAACAGAAAAAUAACACAGCAAAACGUGUGAGAUGCAUUAUAAAAAGAGUAUAAUAAUCGAUAUAUACCAACACUUAUAUAUAUAUACAUUAAAUAUAUACAAAGUAAACGAACCCUAGGGUGUAAGGUACUAGUGAACAACACAAAGAAAACACAAAAUGAAAGCACAUUUUAUUCCCCAUCAUUGGGAGGGGGAGAGAAAAAACAACUCAUUCAUUACGUCAAUCUCCAUACCUCCUCAUACGGACACAUUUCACGUCACAUGAAAACACUCUUAACCAAACCACUCCCUUAGAUGGUUAGAAAUGUAAGGAAAGACACUGGAGAAAGUAAAAGAAUAAACAACUGAAAAUGCAUAAAACUCACUCAAUCUUACCAUACAACUGACACAGACAGAGGCAGAGAGAGAGAGAGAGAGAGAGACACGUUAUCUAAUACAUCAUGUAUCGGCAGGAUGCCAACGGAAACGAUGAUAUUUUUUAAAAAUAUUAUACCUAUACACAUGCCGCAAUGGAGAAGAGAGCAAGGAAGCAGAUAUUAUAACGACAAAUGAAUUGGUUUGGUUAGGAAAGGCCAACGGUUAGACAAUGAUAUGAGUGUUUGUAUGUAUAUGUGUGUGUGUGAAAGAGAGUGUGCACCGCUGGGACAACACCACCGUAGUGGAACGUCGGUAGAAACCCACACAUACACACACGCAUUAUUGAAUAGUAAAAUUGGAAAGACGGUAGGGAUUGGGAUGCCAAUGGCUAUGAUGAAGUGAGAGUAAUAAAAUAAUUAGGAAAAUGAAAUAAUUUAUACAAUAAACAACCCGAUAGCAAUGCGGUGAAACAUUUGGAGUGAAAUCUAAAACAGUAGAAAUUGAAGGAAAUAAAAAGAAGGAGAAAAAAACAUAUAUGAUAUAUACAAAAUAACAAAUAGUAAGAAAAAAAGAGAAGAAACAAAAACGAAAAAAUAAAAAAAUAAACACACACACACCCAACUCUUAACAAACUCUCUUGUAGAUGGUGCAAAAGUAAUGCAAACAAAACAGACAGCCACACACCAUUCUCUUAUACAGAACAUAACACACACGCAUAUAGUAAUGUAAUACAGAAGAACCCUAAAAACACAAACACACAAACAUAAUGAAGAAACAACCUAACGGAUGAAAUAUAUUCAAACUGUCGGUGAUAUUUUUAGAUUAUAGAUAAUACGAAAGAAAGAGAAGAGAGUCUGUCAAAGGCGACAAAGGCGGGCACGGUAAUAGUGGAUGGAAGAGAGCAAAAGUGAACCGGUAUAACACAUAAUAAAUAUUAAAGUCAUUGAUAGCAAGUAAUAAAUAAAUGAAAAUGAAAAGGUGAAGAAGCAAAUGGAACGAAUGAAAAAAGAAAAAGAAAACCCCUCCUCCUACUAAUUAUACAACACAAACACACAGAUGCACACACUUACACAACAAAAAAAACACAUGGAAGGAAAAAUUGUGAAAUGAAUAAUUGAAAAGCAAGUGAAGUGGACUCGGAAGAAGACGAAAAUAGUUGUAAAAAAAAACAUCUAAACAAGUGGUUUUUUUCUUCUUCUGAUUGCUUCGAGAAAAUCAGCAAAAACAAAGGCAUAUAACUGUUCCUAUCGUUUGAACUGGGAGACGUGUUUCCCUUUUGAUUGGUUUGGCAACAGAAAAACGCAAACAGGGCAGUACUAAUCUGAGGUACUACUAUUGUACGGUAUACUAUAUUGUUCAGUUUUGGUUUGCAGCUCCUUUCGUAAAACAACUCGAACGUCGUUAUUGUUUUCUCUUCUAUUUUUCUCUUCCUUUUUGUCUCUAUUUUCUUCAGUCGUGAGAAUGGUGGUAGUGAUGGAGUUUAUUACUUCAAUGUUUUGUCGCUUCAAAACGUUUAGUUAAAUUAAUUGCACUUGCAUGUGCUUUCUAUUUUGUGAAUUUCAGUUUAAUCACCCAAAAAAACAAGAGCGAGCUCAGCUCAGCAAAUUUUAUCAACCAAUGGACAAUAAUGAAGGGCAAAAGUAAAGGAAGUAAACGAGGGAAAAACUUAAAAUCGUGCAUCGAAAACUGGUGGUUAGACACACUUGGACACUAUAAUUCGGGGAAAAAACGGAUCUAAAACGGUCUUCUUAAAAGCAAUUCGAUACGGAAUAGUUUUAUUUUUUUAGGUAUAUCGAAUGUUUAGGAGGGAACUAGGUUUUACACCAAAUGCAGCUACAUUAAACACAUACACACACAGAAAUGCAAACACAUACACAUAGUUCGUUAAACAAAAAUAGACAAAUCUACACGCGCACACACAUACAAAACAAACACAAACUUAAGUGAAACAAUUAUACACAUUUAUAGGAAUCUACUAUAUGUACGUAUACAAGAAAGUAGAGCAAAUAAGAAAAGAGAACAAACAACAACACAGCGAGAAAGAAAGAAAGAAACAUGAAAACAUUGUGCUACUGAUGGAGAUAAUGUUGCGGGUCUUCUUCCAUCAUGACCCCAUCAUGCAUUUGCCAUUGUGCAGGCAUUAUUUCACAUAGAUGUUGGUUUCUUGUUUUUUGUUUGUAUCUAUGUUCCCGUAAGACGAACUACAUGUAGCUCAAAUUGUUGCUAUUAUUCUGGGAAAAUUGGAAAUUAGAAUGUGGGACAAUACAACAUAGCGAUGCCAAAUUUCAUUCGAAACGCGCGAACAUUAUCUUAGCGUUGAGCGGUUAAGUGAAAGGAGUUACGGGGAAAUGGGAAAAUGUUUAAUAACAGUUGUAUUAUAGACGGCAUUUGUGAAGUAAAAUGGGUAAAACAACCAUCGAUAAGAGGGAAAGUAAGGAAGUUGGAAAUAGCAAAAUUUGAAAGCAAGUGCAAGAAAGAGGGUUUAUUUGUAUGUAGAACAAUUGAAUGAGGGCAACACAUACACAUUGACACACAUACACACACACGCACACAGACACGCAGGUGUAACUAUGGUUUUGUAACAGGAGCGCCCUUAUCGCUAAUAAUUUAUUAUAAUACCACCUUACUAAGUCGUCCCAUUACUAACUCGUACGUUAAACUUUGCGAGCUUACUGCCCGAGACGACUGAUAAGAGUACUGAUGACUUGAAGAAAUGAAAAAAAAGAACAACAACAACGCCCAAUAUCUAAAGAAGGAAAACAAAAUGCUGGUUAUUAUUAUGUUUAAAUCGAUAAUACUUCGUCGUAGUCCGAAAUUUGUAUUGUUCACUUACGUGCUUUAUUGUUUUGUAAUAGUGUUUCCUGUUUUUUUCCAGUUUAUGUUUUUUGUGUGAUUUGGUUUUCAUGUUCACUGGUAUGUUGUUAUACAUUUGUUUGUUUUUAUUUUCGGUUUAUUUCUCUAAUUUUUUCUUUUUUCUUUUUAGAUGUGAAAAGAAGAUGGAACAGAAGAAGGAUACACAAAAUACAAAACAUAAAUACACACACACACACACACGCACACUAAGUCAAUCGAAAAGCAAUCCAAACUCCUCAUCCUCCAUUGUAUCUCUAUUAUUGUAGCUCUGCGUAAGGUACGCUACUAAGGGAUGUGAAUCGACAAGGCAAACGAUUCGAUGGUGCGCAUGGUAUAAUCGAACGGCUGAUGUUUCACUGUGUGUUCAACUUUCAAGGUGAAAAGUGAUGCCUAUGCAUUAGAAAGACAGAAACGUACAUUGCAAUAGCUGAAACCGGAUCGUAGAAGCUGCAUAUAAACUAAGCACGAUCGAACAAUGGUGCAUUUAAAGGCGUAUCCCGCACCGCACAUCCUUCCCUUACUUUCGGAAUAGUUGAAGUGAAGAGCAGAAACACAUAAAGUACAUAUGGUUGUGUCAAAAACAUGAAACUACUCACAAAAAGGAUGAAACGCGAAACCGAAACCGCUACAGCCGUGUAUGUGUGGUAGCUUCACGUAUUAUCGUAACAUCGAAAGAUCACUUUCAUCCUAUAAUCAAACAUCAAACUGGAUUGUAGAGCAGUCCAUUUUUUCGACUGGUUUUGUAACAGCUGAAUAACUAAACGAUACUGAUUUUAUGUGGCAUUAAAAAGAACAGGAGCAGUCAUAUCAGUUUGAGUGUAUGCAAAAUGAAAAAAACGAAUAAUUAGUUUGAUGAGUGCGUUAUCUUUCAACGCAAUUGUUUACCAAGGCCAAGAUUUGAAAGAGAUUUGGUUUAAUCCGGGAAAACAUCACACACACACACAGGCAUGUUUAUUGUAUUGUGUUGGAUUAAUUUAGAUCCUUCGUUUCGUGUUUUCCACAGCAAAGCAUUACCAUUCACUGCGCCACUAAAGCAAUACCUUGAAAACUACAUCCAAUGUGCUGUUUUACAUCCAUAUUUAUAUAUAUACACAAGAAAAUACAUUAAGAAGAUCAAGCCUUCCAUACCUGUUGGCCAUGUAGCAAAAGAAAAGUCGAACGAAUAAAAAAGUGCGAGAAGGAGAGAGAGAUAGAAAGAGAGAGAGAGUAUAAAAAACCUUAAUAUAGUAAGGCAACUAUGAAAGAUAUAUAUAUAUUAAGGGCAAUAACAGCCCGCAAGUGUAAGGCCAGGGCCUUUUCUUCAUUUUACUGUGUCUUCGUAGAGCGUAUAUUGUAGAAGAUGAGGAGAAACUGCGGAAAAGAAAAGAAGAACAAAAAAAAGACGAAGUUAGGCAGGUGACGAUUAUUAUGAUCGAUUAUUAUGAUUAUUAUUGCUAUUAAAAAUAAACCAGAAAAAAGAAUAAUGUGAUAGAUUUAAAAAUAUAUAUAUAUGAAUAUAUAUACAUACCUACUGUACUGUAUAUGUACUGUCGUGUAUAAGUAUAAGAAAGUAUGAAAAAAAAACCGAAGCACUAAAAGGUGGGAGGAAAUACAAACAAAAAUCUAAAACUGGUAUAUAUACACAAGAAUAGGAAAAAGAAAACAAAUAUAUAUUAAUAAUGAUAAAACAAACCUACAAAGCAAACCGAAACAUACAUACAUACAUACAUACAUGCAGUACGUAGUGGAUAGGAAAAGGAAAGCAAGAAUGAGUGAAACAAAAAACAGCAAACAAAAAGAAGAGAGAAAAAGCUAUAUUUGUCCCCGAUAUAGACGAAAACCAUUUUACUUCUCUAGUGUGAACAGUGCGCGCCACAGAACAGAAGAAUCACACGUGCAGCACACGGUCUUGCGCCCAGUCAACUACAAGCUCUUCUUUACACGUAUUAUAUACAUAGAUAUAUACACUCAUAACUAACACGCAUAACAAGAGAAAGGAAACGAAACGUAGCGUCAAUGAUAUCUCUACACAUAAAUCUUAGAUAAAAACAGACAAACAAACAAACAAAUGACAUAAGAAAUGUGUUGGAAAUGGAAUAUUUGCCCAGGCAUAGAACAGCAGAACGAAACAAAUCACCCAUACACAAGCACGCAUACAUAUUAACCAGCGACACUUUCACUACUUCCCCACUCUCGAUGUAAUAUCAAAAUAAUGCACUCAAGCGAAUGGUAAAGCCUAUAAACGAUAACCCUAAGCAUAUGAGCAAACUAUCGCAGCCAGUUGUGAUACGGUGCAUGGAAAGUGUCGAUACAAGACAGCGGUUUUAUGUGAUCGUUAGCUUUCUUGCUCAAUGUGCUUUUUCGUCAUAAUUCCUUCAUAAAUUUUUCUUUCGCAAACAGCAAAACAUAGAAAGCAAAAAACUCUAUUGCUAGAAAAGCAAGAUCCUCAUUGUUUUGCACUGAUUCAUUUGAACAUUAAAAAGCGAACGAAAAACAGAAAUAAAUCCUCAGAACAGAAAGAAAGAAUUAGCGAAAUGAAAGAAAGGAAAUAAACAAACAACAGCGUAAUGCAUAAUGCGUAACGAAAAAAGCAAACACUAUCUUAACAAAACAAAACCAUUGAAAACGUAAAAUUAUAUCAAUUAUUCAGAGAAGCCAAAACAAACAUAACAAAAGCAAAACAAGACUUGGAAACGAACGGUGGCAAUUAACGCUCCUGUAAUAAAAGCAAUUACUACUUCCAGCGACGAUGGGGAAGUAGCGAUUUUAACGUGAGCAAUUAAACCUAAUGCAAUUACACUACUUUCACCCUCUCCUCCCCCCUCUCCCCUCACCCCCACUCUCCUCUCGCCACUUCUGUCCACUUUACUACUGAUCAUAGCCUGCUCAGUAAAUAUGAUAAAAUGAAACCUCUAAUCGCAUAAACAAAAGCACACGUAACUACGUAAGGGAAAAUGACGAACAAAAGUAAAACUCGAAUCGAAACAACAUCACGAAACCGAAAUCGAAACUGUUGUAGUAGUUUGUGGGAAAAUAAAUGAAAACAAACAAAAAAGAAAGGUAAACUAAAAGAAGGAAAAAACAAAACUAAAUAUCAACUUAAACUAAAAGGAAAAUUGAUACAAUAACGAACACAUAGGAAGCAGGAACAUAAGAACGACGGAGGGAAGGUAAUAAUGUUUGCAUGCAAUAGAAGCGGGUGACGAACUAAAAUGGCAUAAUCAAUCAAAAUCACUAGGUUCUUACUGGCUCCUAGCAGCAGCAGCUCCAUAAUAUCAAGAUUUACUUCGCAAAUAUUCUUAGCUCUUAUUUAGCUCUCUUCUAACUUUGCGAACAAUGGCUACACGUAAAACUACAUGGAAAAAGGAAAUGAUGAUACUACUUACCCUAUCGCUAUUAACUCAGUAUGCUUUGCUCUUGCUGGUGUUUUGGUUUGAGCACGUUUGUUUGAACUCUCUUUCUUGCUAUUACUCAUGUCAAUUCAUGGCUUAGCUUUUAAGUUCAAUCACUUUUUUUCUUUAUGCUACCAUCACUUUUCUGUUGUGACUUCAAAAAUUUCUUAUUUUUUCAAUUGGUUUACUAAAGUAUUUAACAAAUUUGUGUUCUAAAAAUCUGUUACCACAAACCGUUGCCGAAAGCAAGAACAACACAUUACUGUGCUACAUAGCGAAGCAAAUCAUUAUCGAACCGAAAACAUCAACAAACCCCCUACUCUAAAAUAGUAACUCUUAAUGCUCUUUAAACUCACUGCACUGUCAGGCUCUUUUAAUCUACACUUUUAAACAAAACAAAACAACAACAAAAAAACAAAACAAAAAUGGCGCUACACAACACAAAAGCACUAACUUACAGUUCUAGAAAACAGUCGUAGAGCAGAAAACAACAAAUGAACAAUGAAAAAAACACUACUCGCAAAAGCCACUUUCUAAUGAUGAUACUGAAGAGAAGAGAAUUGCAACAAAAACUAAAUAACUAAUACACAUCUACAAACAACAAAACACAUAACACCGCUGUGGUGAACAGUGGUGAAAAGAAGAAAUAAAUCAAAAACUAGUCUGUCGAAAUGAGUCGAAACAUUUUAAAACGUGCAGUGUGGAAACGAGAGAAAAAAAACCGGAGUCAAGAAAGUAAAGAUUGAAAGUGAAAGCUAUAAAACUUGGUGACGCUGUGUACUGUGUUUUCCUUUUUUUGCUCCCCCGCGGAGUGCAUACACGCGUUUGCAUUUAUAUCAGUCCUAACUAGCAAAACACAGCAGCGGUCUCGACAAUUGUUGAAUUACACAUUGAACUACUACCCCGAACAGCACCUCAGAAGCAAUCCAAUCCCAAUGCACCCAAUAUCUCCCAAAAUGUAGCGAUCGAUGCUUUGAGCAUCGCAUUGCUUCAGUCGAUUAGUUUACCCCGAUACAUAGACAAACCGAAAGAAGGGCUCCUUGGUAUGAUUGAAACGAAAAGGUGCUACUGAACGACGAAUGAAGAUGCUACCCAUUAGGUAGGAGAAGAGCAACGAGCAACCAAACAGACAAUUGGUAUCACGUCAAUGAUAUUAUCAAUGGUUUUACGUUUCUUCCUUCGCCUGAAAACUACUUCUACUUCCCCCCCAUGUGUGUGUCAAUCAACAAUUUAUUUCAACUGUCGACAAAACAAAAGCUAAAAUGAAAGCAGAACUAAUUGUUGCAUUCUUACACUUCAGAGGGAGAGUAUGCACACAGAAUCAAAGUGAAACCCGAACUAAAACAAAACAGGCCGAAAUAAAGAGCGAGAUUAGUGAAAGCGAAGAAGGAAGAGUAAAAGUAAAAAAAA
Molecule: messenger RNA, 18360 nt
Organism: Anopheles arabiensis
Lineage: Eukaryota; Metazoa; Arthropoda; Insecta; Diptera; Culicidae
Product: protein boule
Exons: 6
Coding region: 1355-1891 (178 amino acids)
Molecular function (GO): RNA binding
Source: RefSeq, a predicted model, not a curated record